Messenger RNA from Papaver somniferum (opium poppy), 1333 nucleotides. RefSeq lists its product as uncharacterized. The coding region runs from base 87 to 1115 and encodes 342 amino acids. NCBI's taxonomy places the organism in Eukaryota, Viridiplantae, Streptophyta, Magnoliopsida, Ranunculales, Papaveraceae. The transcript is spliced from 6 exons. The record is from RefSeq and is a predicted model, not a curated record.
CUUCAUCUCCUCUCUCUCUCAUUCUCUGGAAUCACCAAAGAAAAAAAUCUCUCCUAUCCAUUCUCUCUCUUUAAAACAUUUUCUCUAUGGAUUCAACAAUUAAGGAUCAGGCUGCAACUACUGGAUCCACUCCAGGAUCAAAGUUACGGUAUACUUUAAGAUCGGCUACUAAAGUGAAAGAGGAGACAUUGACUACUACGCCAUCUUCGAAGCGGGGCAGAGCUGCAUCAAAAGGUUGUCAAAGUCUCAGUGGUCUCGAACUCUCUGCCAAAGAUAAGGACAAGUCUGCGAAACCACCUCGUAGACUCUCUAAUCCUACUAAGUCUACUGUCAGCCCAUCCCCAAGAUCAAUUGGUACCGUAACACCAAUAGCUGAAGCUAGAGGAAAAAGGUCAAAUGUUAGUCAAGGAAAGGCUGGAACACCUGGUUCUGAUGUUUCCAAGUCGCUGAUCCAGCGAAAGUUCAACGUUCUGGCCUCAACAUCGUAUUGGCUUACGCAGAUUAAACUCGCUGAAUCUGUUGGGAAGCACAUAAUUUCAAUAGGUUUCUUUAAACUAGCACUCGAGGCAGGAUGUGAGCCUCUUCAGCGGAUGAGGGAUGAACUGAAAGCAUAUGCACUGCGAAACAAUCUUACUGAAUUUGGAGAUUCUGUUAACGAAUUACUCAAAAGCUACAACAUUUCUGAAGAUUUGGAGCAAUUACAAGUUUCCCAGACUUGUUCUCAUGUACCUGAGGGAACUCAAUCCACUGAAGAAGAUGUUAGUAGCUGCACUUCUAGUGCAACUACUAAAUCUAGAAAGCUUAAACCAAAAUCCUUGAAUUCAGAAAGCUUCAAGUCUUCUCCUAUUGCAGAUUCAACUAAGGAGGGCGCAAAGAAACAAAUUCCUGUUAAGAACAAGGUAUCAUCGAAUGACAGCCAUAUGAAACCUCAACGAGUUUCUAGUAGGCAAAAGGCUAACAAAGAAAGUGAAACUACUGAGGACAAGGAAAACAGUGAUAACAAAUCUGCUGAUGAAUUAGAUCCAGUUGAAGUCUCCUCUGUUGAGGAUAAAAAGCAAGACGACAAGGAAAAUAUGGCCCAGCAGAUGGAAGAGAUUAGCUUGACUGAAGUGUAGAAUAAGUGAAUACAAGAGAACUGGCUCAGUUGCAUAUGGGAAAAUGUUCUGUUUACUUAAGUUAUUAUCGUUUCUUUUUAUAUCCUUUCUUGUAGAAAGUGUUUUUUCUAUAUUUAUUCUAAAGUUUAGUGUGUCAUAGACUCAUAGAGGAUUUUAGGUCCAACUCUUUUCCUUUUCUUUUGAACUCGUGCAGUAUGUUUGAUAUAUAUUGGGAUGGA